UCGCCACUGCGGCCCAUCCUGGAAUGUUCGUCCUGGGAGUUGCGUGCCCCUGAGCCGUAGGCACUUCGUGGCGGCGUAAGCGGGAGCGGGGAGCGCAGCGAGAGGCGGGGCGGGCGUGGGUGGCGGGGCGCGGGCGCGGGUGUGUGAGUGGGGCGCGGCGCUCCCUCGUCCGCAGGUGGCGCGCGUAGCGCCGGGGGCGCGGCGGCCGCGGCGAGCGCAGGCUUUGGCUCUGAGGCCUGAGGCGGAAGCGGAGGCGGAGGAGGCGGGGCCGGAUGAGGCUGCGGCGCGCGACGCCAGGAGCACGAGCAGCCCGCGAGCAGCACGACCACCCCACCGCCCACGCAGAAUGGCCGCCGAACAAGAGGACCACGACCGUAGGGUCAGAGACUGGAAAUACAGAUCAAGUCUCCCAGUGCCUAUGUUUAGUCGUAAUGACUUUUCCCUCUGGUCAGUACUAAAGAAUUGUAUAGGCAAAGAGUUGAGUAAAAUCACAAUGCCAGUAAUAUUUAAUGAACCUCUGAGCUUCUUGCAGCGGAUGGUAGAGUAUAUGGAAUAUGCCCAUCUCCUGCGAAAGGCAUCAGAGGAAUCAGAUCCCAUUGCACGCAUGCAGUAUGUUGCUGCCUUUGCAGUAAGUGCUCUUGCUUCAAAUUGGGAGCGACUUGGCAAACCUUUCAAUCCCCUCUUGGGAGAGACAUAUGAGCUAGAGAGAGAUGGUUACAGGGUCAUCUGUGAGCAAGUUAGCCACCAUCCACCAGUGUCAGCAUUUCAUGCAGAGAGUAAAGAUUUUAUAUUUCAUGGUUCUAUCCACCCAAAACUAAAAUUCUGGGGCAAAAGUGUUGAAAUACAGCCCAAAGGACAAGUAACUGUGGAGCUCCCUCGAUGGGGGGAGGCUUAUUCAUGGACCAAUGUUAAUUGCUGUGUUCACAAUAUCAUUGUAGGAAAAUUGUGGAUGGAACAAUAUGGAACUAUGGAAGUAGUCAAUCAUGCGAGUGGUCAUCGUGCCAUUCUAACAUUUAAGCCAGCUGGUUGGUUUUCAAAGGACUUGCAUCGUGUUGAGGGCUUCAUCAUUGAUCGACAUAAGAAGAAACUUCACUUCCUGUAUGGGAAAUGGACUGAAUUCAUUCGUUGCACAGAUGUCGGAUCAUAUGAAGAGUAUGUCAAAGAAAAUGCUCACAAGUUCAGGCGAGAUGGUGAGAAAGGAAAGGGACCCACUCCUACAGACAGUCCUUCUCAUACACCAAAGAAAGUAUUGGCAAAAUUAAAUAGUCUGAAAGUUGGACCCUUCAAGUCCAAUUCACAAUCAGGGAGUAACAAUAGUGUGGAUGAUGGGUGCCCCAUUCCAGAACCUGGUGAUGGUGACCUUCCAAAAUGUGACUCUACAUACUCGAUUGACAUUCCUAAUUCAUCUACAUUAUGGGAAGCUGAUCCACGCCCAGAAAAUACCGCUGAGUAUUAUCAGUUCACUCUGUUUGCAAUGUCUCUGAAUGAAAUGGAAGAUGGAAUGCCUGAAAAACUAUGUCCCACAGACUGCAGACUGCGUCCUGAUAUACGCAAGCUGGAAGAAGGAGAUAUUGAUGGAGCAGCUGCUGAAAAAACACGUUUAGAGGAAAAACAGAGAGAUGCACGCAAAGCACGCAAAGGGAAGAAAGGAGAUUGGAGCCCUAAGUGGUUUGCUCAUGGGAUGAAUCCCUAUACUAAAGAAGAAGAUUGGUUGUAUAGUGGAGGUUACUGGGACCGCGACUUCGGUCACAUCCCUGAUAUCUUCUAAAAGGAGUACAUCAUCUCAUGCUGAAAUAUUUAAUUGUUAAAAAUAGAAGAAUGGAAAUGGUUUGAGUAGUAUUAUUACUGUUUCAUUAACGUUUUGAGGAAGGCAUGAACAAAAUAUUGAGCUGUUGAUAUUACCACGAAAUACAGUUUGUGAUUAUUUAGUGAUAUUAAUUUCACUGGUGAGUACAAUGAUGAGAGAGGCUUUUGUUUUUAUUUACGUGUAUGUAUGUUUUUAUGUACAUUUUAUUUCUUCUUGUAAUAUUUCCUUGUUUUGCGGAUUCAAGUGCACAUAUUUCUUGACAAAGCCUUUGCUAAAAUUUUUGGGUGUUAAUAAAUUUUAAAAACUCUUUCUAUCUUAGUUGACAAAGCGUAUGUGUACAAUCUAUUUUAGAUCUUGCCAUUAAUAAAGUGAUGAAAAUUGUAUAAUUUCAAUAAUAUUGAUUUUGAUCCAUUAACUAUUUGUAAUUACAAUUCAUGGAGUAACUGUAAUAUUAAACUGAAUUUGGAGUACACACUUCAAUUAUAAUUAAUUUUUCUAAUAAAAGUUUGUAUUUUUCAAAAUAUUAGAGUACUUUCAGAACUUACAAGGGAGAUCUUUAAAUGAUUCUGAGUAUAAUCUUCAUACAUGUUCUGAUAGUGAUCUUGCUGGAAUGUAAAACUUUACUCAUAUGGAUAAUGUGUCAACAUUAAUAUAAUGGAAUUGUUUCCAUAACUAUGCCUUCUGGUAUUAUGAGGGCAUCAGGUACCCUGACCUAUCAGCUGACAUCUUAAUGAAACACCUUUCUGUAGUAAGAAGUGAUGUAUUUAUCUUUCUGGAGAUAUUACUCUAACAUAAAGUGUUACUUUUAAUUAUGUAAUAAUUGCAACUGUUUAUUGUUUAUUGUUAUCUCAAAUCACACAAAAAGGGUAAAGAGAUAAUUAAAGUUGCUUCAAAAUUGAUAUGUUUGGAAAUCUUUGGUGGUAAUGAAAAGAGGGAAAAUGUUUGGAAAGAUGGUCUUUGGAAAAAGUGACUGUGACUUGCCGCAGUCAGUGCAUAUUGUAAUAAUGUAUUAUAAUUGUAAUAUAGUUUCAACCAAACAAUUAGGACAAUAGUUUAUAAUGAAUAAUGUUAUUUAUAUGUAUUUUGGCUAUUUAUUGCAUAUAUAUGUAUAUAUUUUUUGUCUACAAAAGAAAGCAGCUAUAUUCUGUAGACACUCAUAUCAAACUUGUAGUGCAAUAAAGAAUGUGAAGGCGUGUGCUAUAACUACCGCUAGAAAAGUAGAAAAUAGUUUUUGUUACCUUGAAAAAAAUGUGCAACAUCUCCAAAUAUGCCUGUAGAGCAUUUUGUAUAGACAAAAGCCUUGUAGAACAUUAUCUGUUCUUCUACAGUGUAAUUGUGUUCAAGAAAUGUAAUUUCAAAACAUGUUUUGUGAUGUAUUGAAAAUCUAUUUAAAAAAGUUUUGAAGUUAUGUUUUAGUUUUUUCUUAAACCACACAAUUGCAAAUAUUUUAUGGAAAUGAAGAAACCAUAUUAGAUCUCCAAAAUGUGAAAUGUAAUUGCUGAGAAUCACAUAAUCUACGUUUUGAAAACUAGGUCUCUCAGUUUUUUUAAAUAUACAUGUUGAAUAGAAACAAAAGUACUAAGUGAUUUUAUCCUUCAUUAUUGAUUUUUGCUCAAUUGUUGAUGCAGGAAAUCAUUCAACUUUUCAUUCAGCAAUUGAGGAAUACAGAAUUACAACUAUCACAGAAGUAAAGCAUUUUAUGCAAAUGUCAGUUUUAUUAUAAUGCUCAGACUUAUUCUCCAUCCUACCAUUUCAUUUAUUACCCUUGUUUAUUUAAUCUUUCUGGAGUUGUUUUCUGGCUGUGAACUUUGUAGUUAAAAUUUUAGUUCUAUGUUUACAUCAUCAAAUUCAGAACGGGAAAGUAGAAAUCACAAUUUACUAAGACUCUCUAUUUUACUUGUAUGCAUUAACUCUUUGUUUAACAUAUUUGCUAUUCUCAAAUAGGUGUGGAAAAAGAUAUGCUUUAAACUUGACAUUUUAUAUCUUUCAUUUUAAAGCAUUACCUCUCUGCAAUUGUUUUUUAAUUCUUGAAAAUAUUUGCACUUGUGGAGUGUCCCUUGUAUUUUCUGUCUUCUGUUUUGCAUUUUUUUAUAUGCCCAAGGAAAACAACCACUGGCCGGGCUAUAAGUUAUAAUUUUUUGAUUAAUACUAUUUUUAACUUAAUUUUAUAUUUGAAUUAGUAUAAUUCUUAGUAGAAUAUUUGAAUUUGAAAGACACCUUACUUUUAAAAUAUAGUAUUGCCUAAAUUUAUUAGACAGUUGUAAAUUAUACUCAUAUUUCAUAACCCUUGGGCUAUGAUUUGAGGAAGUCAAUUAAUAACUGAAAGUUUGCUAUAACAGAUCAUGCAUUUUAAGAUUAGCUAACUUGAAAAUAACUGUAUUUUACACAGUUGUCUACAUCUGGGUAACUUCAUGCAGUUGAAUUAUUGCAGACAAAAAAAUAAUACUGCUUCUUAGGGAGUUAAAUAUGUUGGAUGCUGGCAGGGAAGUAUUUCUGACAAUUUUUUGUCUUGAUUGCAUCUACGGGAUAUUUAGAAAUGUAAAUUUCUGUGAAUAUUGUGAAUACAUUUCAAAAUUAAGUGUAUAAAAUGAAUGAAACAUAUAAAGAAUGUUUCAUUUUGGAGUUCUGUGAUAGUGUAUAAAUACCAAUAGAAGAACCUCAUUAUUUGUCUGUGAUAACAUUGGCAUAUGUGUUAUCUCCAGUCAUUAAGUAUGUAUUUAAUGUAUGUUCAUGAAGUACCCUUCAAUUUACCUCGUAGGUCAUUAAUUAUGUCUAUACUUUUUCAUUUAUAUUAUUCUUACUUGUUAUGUUAAUAUAUAUUUUAUAUUCACUUGAACACGAAUGAAGACUUGAAAUCUUUGCCCAUAGAAGUCAUGACAUAAUAUUUGGGGGGCAAGAUUUGCAUAGAUUAUAAAUAACUCAUCCAUACAACGAUCAGUAAUACAAGCAGUAAAAUCUGUCAGUAAUAUCAAUAAAUAAAUGUGUAUUGUAUUUUGUAUCUGCUAUAUGUCUUAGGGACCAAGUCAUUUAUGUUGAGAAGAAUUGACCGUUGAAUCAGAUGUUUAUGUGGUUUAGAAAUCAUUUGAUACAUGUGCUUGUUUUGGAAGUAGUGUUUUUGUACUUUUGCACAAUUCAGAAGUUGGUUUCUUCCAGCCUUCUGAAGAACUUAGAAAAGUUUCUUUCUCUUUCCUUGAGAUUGUUCAAUACACAUCUCAUAAUUCUGUAAUUUUGUUAAACUCUAACCCCCAAAUUUGAACUAUUAUAACAAGGCUCUUGUUAAAACAAUAUUUUUUUAUGGGUUGUGUUGAAAUAUUGGUUUUAAAAAAAAUAAGUGUUUCCAGUAGAUAAAUGUUUUUAUCUUUUUUCAGAAAUGCUCAAUUGUUUUUUUUUUUAACCUGAAAGGUAUGACUUGAGGUUUGAAAUACAUGUACGUUAUUGAAGGGUGAUGCAAAUCUACUGUCAGGAAAUAUUGAAUGUAAAUUUUUCAAAAAACUACUGAAUUAUUUUGGUGCAAAUCAAAUAUCCAUUUUUUGUUGAAUACUAAGGAAAUGUACUGGACUAAUACCCUAUUUGUUUAUCAAAACAUACAAUUCUAAUAACUAAGUUAAAAUUUCUAUGAUCAUAGUAAAUGAGACACAAAAAGCUUUUCCAUUAAAUAAAUGGUGUAAAGUAAAACGACAUGUUCUCAUUGGAAAGGAUCUUUCUCUUUCUGGUUUAUAAAACAAUUAAAAUUUAUUUGUUGUGGACUGAUGAGUCAUAGUAGAUAUUGAUUUUCUUUUAUAGAGUAUUGUGUCAAUUGUUAGGAAGUACACAUUUUCUUAUUGGUAGCGAUUUUUUGGUUAUGAAUUUUGAACUCAAGGAAGGUCUUCAAAGAUGUAAUACCUAACGUUUCAUCCAAAAAAUAAAUGAAAUAAUAUGAAUAUAAAAUAAAAUUUCUGUUGAAAUAAUUUCCAAAAUUAAAGAAUAAAAGUAAAAUAAUGAAAUGAAUGUAAUAAAAAGGAAAUAAAAUGUAAAAGAAUGAAAGUAAAAGGAAGUUGUUUAAAAUGCUUUCCACCAAUUUCAUUUAUAUAAGUGUUAAAUGUUCCAAGGAAUUACAAUUCAAAAUAAAAAUUGGUUGAAAAAUAGUUUCUCAAGAAAUUGUGAUGAAAGUUCCCUGGUGACAGUACAAUUCGAAUUCACUCCAUAAAAAUAUAUACUAAAGACGAAUGAUCUCUUUUGUUAUUUUAGUUAUUAUUGGAAAAAGAAUAAAUAUUAUAUUUUAUCAUAUUCAAAUUCAGGAAAAUAAAGAAUGCGAAUGUGUAUUUGUCUCAAUUUCAAUUUGGUAUUUUGACAGUUACAAUGUCAAUGUGCUUUUUUUUUAUUUAUUUAAGAAUCAUGGAAACACAAUUCAAAGUGUUUAUUUAUUAUGUUAAAGACAUUAAUUGGUCCUGUGAUUGAACAAAAAACUCCUAAGUAUAGCAUUAUCAUACCAUGCUGCAGGUGUAAUGGUUUUGGAAAAUACUGUGUAAAAUGUUUUGUCAAAUUUUGAUCAACUUUAACAUUCCUACAUCUAUUUAUGUAAUUGUCUCAAUUGGCAGCUUGUCGGGUAAGCUUAUUCGCUUGAAAAAGAUUUAUUUUCUAAAUUUAUAAUAAAUUUUCAAUGAGUUAAUUGAAAAUCAAAAACGAUUUACACUGUUCGAAAAUCAUAGAUCUUCAAAAUCUCACUACAUUGCAAAUAGGUGUAGGAAUUUUGUUUAGUGCAUUUAAUGAUUCUGAUGGAUGUGCUCAGACAUUGUUGAGAAAAUUUGAAAGUUAUUGCUAUUUAUUUGUGGCUUUGUAGAUUAAUGUAAGUACAUACUUAUUUUCAAAAGGUUCAUAGCUUUUUAGUGCUUUCUUGUAACCUUUUAAUUCAUGUUCUCAUAUAGUUCUUUAUUUUAAGUGUUACUUGUAAAUAGAAGUGCUUGAUAUUAGAACUGCAGCAUUGACUGUGUGAUUGAGUUUUAGCUGUGGAACGUACACAAUCUUGUAGUCAUGUUUGUGUGUUAUUGAUAAAAUGUUCAGUAUUGGUCUUGUGUGUGUAUAUACAUAAUGUAUAUGUUUAAUGUGAAUAUAUGAGAUGAGUUAAGCAGUGACAUAAUAGAUGAAUAUAAUGAAAAUAUCAAAGUUGAAAUUUUUUU
Molecule: messenger RNA, 6963 nt
Organism: Gryllus bimaculatus (two-spotted cricket)
Lineage: Eukaryota; Metazoa; Arthropoda; Insecta; Orthoptera; Gryllidae
Source: the annotation of a GenBank genome assembly